AUGGCGGAACUAAGAGAAAUGAUGACGGCGCGAAGAGAUGGUGGAAGGAGACAAUUGGAAGAAGUAGUAGGGGAAGCUGGAAAAACACCUUUUGCGAGAAAAAUACAACUCGCAAUAAUACCACCUAAAUAUAGAUUACCCGUAUUCAUUAAUAUAUUUGAUGUAAUUACAUGCGCGGUACAACAUAUAAAAGCCUAUAACCGAUCUCUAUUGCAAUGGGAAGAGAACGAUGCGGUAUUGUGUAAAUAUUUCCCAACGAGCUUGACAGGAGAAGCUUUGCAAUGGUUUGAAGGGUUAUCAGUGGGAACUAUUAGAUCAUUUCGUCAUCUACAAAACGUCUUUUUGGGACAAUAUAUUAGCAAUAACAUGUCACGUCCAGGAAUUGAAAAGGCGUUCAGUCUUCGCAGGAGGAUAAAUGAGAGUUUGCGUAAUUUAACCACGCGCUGGAGAACCAUGUGUAGUGAAAUGGCAAGACGAGUAGAUGAGAGAAAUCUCAUAUUAGCUUUCAUCAACUUGCUCUUUCCUACAGAUUUACUGUAUACGCAAAUAUUCGGGAUAAAAUAUACAAUAACUAUGUCAGAGCUGCGCGAAUAUCAAGAACAAUAUAUAGAACUAGAGGAGAAGCAGAGAGAUAUGGAGUCUUACCCAACUGCGAUCUCAAAUUCGAAUGAAAGGAAUGCAAGUUUACUUCCAAAUAUGACAAAUGUUGUUGCGGGCACAUCUCAAGGAAGUCAAGGAAAGAAAAACUUGGUAGAAUACAAAGAGGAAGGACAAAACCUUGUAUCCAUGGGAAGUAAAGAUCAAAAGGAGUUCGAGAGAGAGUAUCAGGAAAAGCAAUUUCAGAAUCAUGGAGGAAAUAAUAAGAUUCAAAGAAUAGAUAAUCAUCCUGAAGGUUAUGGAGGUCAACAACCGUAUUAUAAUGACGUCAAGGAACUGGUAAAGUGGUUUGGGAGCAGAUAA
Papaver somniferum (opium poppy) is the source of this 960-nucleotide messenger RNA. RefSeq lists its product as uncharacterized. The record is from RefSeq and is a predicted model, not a curated record. NCBI's taxonomy places the organism in Eukaryota, Viridiplantae, Streptophyta, Magnoliopsida, Ranunculales, Papaveraceae. The transcript has a single exon. Bases 1 to 960 code for a protein of 319 amino acids.